This is a messenger RNA of Dioszegia hungarica, 1119 nucleotides long. RefSeq lists its product as uncharacterized. The annotation marks the transcript as partial. Gene Ontology annotation, molecular function: DNA binding. Gene Ontology annotation, biological process: transcription initiation at RNA polymerase III promoter; 5S class rRNA transcription by RNA polymerase III. Gene Ontology annotation, cellular component: transcription factor TFIIIC complex. NCBI's taxonomy places the organism in Eukaryota, Fungi, Basidiomycota, Tremellomycetes, Tremellales, Bulleribasidiaceae. The record is from RefSeq and is a predicted model, not a curated record. The transcript has 6 exons.
AUGCGCAUCCACGAAGUCCUCGACGCGUGCAUCGAGUAUGUCGCGUAUGAAGGUGUCUUGGGGUCGGAUGUGUUGAGGCUGCAGGAGCACCUGGCGAAGCGGGAUUCAUAUCUCGACGCGACAUCGUUUGCGUAUAUCUAUACGUUGCUAUGUCAGCACCCGUCCAUCCGGAUUGCCAUCAGCACGUACCCGCUCGGAGCGGCGGCCCAAGGAGAGGAUGCGAAAGGCAAAGGCAAGGGGGGGCAGAAAGGUCUGGACCAGAUCAAGGGGGAAGACGGAACGGUUUUGUUCACAUUUCUGGACGAAGAUGAUGCCGAGCUGGGAGGAGACCCGGUCGACAAGACGGAUUUGGCGGGACUGGCGGCAAAGUGGGGUAGCAGAUUGCGGAUCAGGUGUACGGACGACGAGGUGUACUUUCGAUUGACCGGGUCCCAUCAAAAGAUCCCAAAACUCACCCUGCCUGUGCUACACAUGCUCCAGCUCGCGGCUCGGUCCCGCGAGAAGGGCAUCACCGCUAUCGAGCUGGGUCCGAUGGUCGGCGCGAGUCAGGGCUCCACGUUCUACUAUAUGAAGGUGUUGACUGAUGCUGGGUUAUGUGCCAAAGUACCCGCUGUACUCCACGGCUCCAUUACCAACCUCCUCGUCUUCCACCCCUUCCUGGAGUUGAACGAAAACUAUCGCGCCAUCAAGAAGCUCGGCCCCCUUCCGGGAUCUGCGCCAGCGCCGGCUCCAACAUCCGAUCCCGCUCCCGCCGAGGACGAGGACGAUCCAGCCAUCGACGACAAUGGCGGAACAGGCUUGACCGGCUUUGACUUUCGCCCCAUUACGGAGCCGGAACUGAUGAACGGUCAUAUCGUCAAGGAGCGCCUGCUUCAGCUUUUGGAUCAUCCCGCCCUGCAGAACCAUCUUCUAAAAGCUAGGAAUCUGCUCGCUAUGAUUGGCUGGAAUCAUCAGACCUUGCUCCGCCACCGCCGAGCAAUGACGCGAGUCCUCGCAUCGCUAGUCAUGAACGGUGUAGUCGAGCGCCUGGCGGUCGGCCCGAAACGCGUUGACUGCCUGCGGUUGACCAAGUUCAAUCCCGACUACAAGGGUCCGCCCAAGCCGUCCGCCACAGUGCAG